UCCUUAAAAUCCCUAGCCUGUUUCUCAACCUUCGUUUCGCCAGCCCUCGACAGUCCGCGAAAACCCUAAUUCCUAUGGCAGAGAUGGAGGGAGAACUGCUAGAUCACCAGUCGAUUACCUCAUCGCCUCUCAAACGAAAGUCCAAUCUAGUGCCAGAUGAGGAAGAGGAGGCUGAAAGAACGAUGAAGCAGCAGAAGUCCGAUGCUCCCUUCGAAGAGUGCGGCGACGCCGGCCAAGAUGAUAAGAAGGUAGGCGGCAAUCAGAACGGGAAUGUGGAGAAGGAUAAGGGAAAGGCCAUUUUGUCUGCGGCGGAUAAGGGUAAGGGGAAGAUGGUGGUUCAGGAAGAGGGAUGUGACGACGAGGGUGGUCGAGAAUUCGGGGAUUCUAGUGAUGAUGAAGAUGGAAGCAGCGAAGUGGAUGGUGAGGGAGAUGAUGACGACAGCGACUUCUCCGAUGAUCCUCUUGCGGAGAUGGAUCUUGACAACAUCUUACCGGCAAGGACUCGGCGGCGAAGGGUAUUGGAGCCGGGAGCUUACCUUGUAGAAGGCAAGGAUAAUGAUGAUGAUGAUGAUGAUGACGACGACGACGACGAUGGUGAUGACGAUGUGGAGGGGGAUGAGGAGGAGGAAGAGGAGCAGAAUGAAGAGGAGGUGGAGGAGCAGCUGGAGGAGAACAAGUAGGUUGGAGUGGCAGAAAAAUAGGUAUAAAUUGAUUAUGUUGUUUUAUGUGAGUCUUAGAUGAGGUUAAUGUGGAAUUUUUCCUCACUUUGAGGCACAUUGUGUGUUCGGAUUUAGGCCUUUCGUUGAAGAUUGCAAUUCUGAUUCUAUAAACUUUUGUUUAUUUCGGACAAGUUUUUGUAGUAUAUCCUCUUAACUAGUUUCCACAUGAAAGAUUUUCGAGAUGUCCA
This is a messenger RNA of Dendrobium catenatum, 907 nucleotides long. Its product is annotated as phosphopantothenoylcysteine decarboxylase subunit VHS3. The transcript has a single exon. The coding region runs from base 75 to 680 and encodes 201 amino acids. NCBI's taxonomy places the organism in Eukaryota, Viridiplantae, Streptophyta, Magnoliopsida, Asparagales, Orchidaceae. The record is from RefSeq and is a predicted model, not a curated record.